AUGUCAUUGCCUCUCUUUCGUAUCAUCAGCACCCUGGGCGUGGCAGCCACCCAAGCGGCAACCCUGUCCAAAUGCUCGCCGUUCCACCUCCCCAAACCCGAGCUACUUGGACCUUCUAUCCUCGAGGUUCAAGCCGAUGAAGUCCACAACCAUUCAGCCGUCAGUCUUGGCCCAGUUACAUACACUCAUCCUGGUUGGAACGACACAAUCAACACUCAGGUCUGGCUACCAUUCGGGGGCUUUGACGCUACUUACCUCACAUACGCCGUCGCCCAAGGUUUCGCAACUACCUCCACCGAUGGAGGUCACGACACGGGAGCCGAAGCUGUUCCAACCGAUCUCACGUGGUCUCUGAAGAGCAAAAAUAACCUCGACUGGCACCUAUUCGAAGACUAUGCAUCCAAGGCCACCAAUGACAUAGGGGUGAUUGGAAAGGAGAUUACCAAGUCGUAUUACAAGAAAGCUGCCAAAUAUUCCUAUUUCGCCGGAUGCUCUGGCGGUGGAAGACAAGGUCUAAUGAUGGCGCAAGACUAUCCGGAUGUCUUCGACGGCACCACUCGAGACUUGUGCCCGUAUCCCCUCCGUCAGAAGUUUAUUGGCGGUGAUCCGAGGAACGCCACAUCUUUCACCUACGCUAAAUAG
Molecule: messenger RNA, 642 nt
Organism: Penicillium verrucosum
Lineage: Eukaryota; Fungi; Ascomycota; Eurotiomycetes; Eurotiales; Aspergillaceae
Exons: 3
Coding region: 1-642 (213 amino acids)
Source: RefSeq, a predicted model, not a curated record